Molecule: messenger RNA, 304 nt
Organism: Racocetra persica
Lineage: Eukaryota; Fungi; Glomeromycota; Glomeromycetes; Diversisporales; Gigasporaceae
Source: the annotation of a GenBank genome assembly
UUCACCGAACGAUACAUAUUUUUUUAAUUCUACUAGUCCAAAUAGACCAACUACAAGUUUAAUAUUAGAUUCUUAUAUUGAAGAUAUUGAAAAUUAUAUGAUAAUGAUAGAACAUUCUGCAAGAAUAAAUAAUCAAAAUUUGGUGUUUUGUAAUCAGGAGAUAGAUAGUUCGCUUAUUUAUCGUGACAAAAAAGGUUUUAAGUAUUUUAAACGUGAAAGUGGUAUGAAGAUUCUUAAUGCAGCAAAAGUAUCAUUAGAUGGUGAAGGUAGAUUUACAAGCAAAACUUAUAGAGAAUCUGGUAUA